Molecule: messenger RNA, 3448 nt
Organism: Hypoxylon fragiforme
Lineage: Eukaryota; Fungi; Ascomycota; Sordariomycetes; Xylariales; Hypoxylaceae
Product: N-acetyltransferase B complex non catalytic subunit-domain-containing protein
Exons: 9
Coding region: 80-3352 (1090 amino acids)
Source: RefSeq, a predicted model, not a curated record
UACCAUCAUCCCCAUCACUUCUGAAAUAGUCAAAUUAUACCUGCCUAUUUCCACAUCCCGGCGCCAGUGAUCAAUCAUUAUGAAGCCGCCGUUGAUACCUCCGGCUCCAAGGCCUGUUAGCCUCAAGCCAUCAACUCCUGCUGUCUUGCAGACCUCGUUUGGUGAUGAACAAUGGGUGAAUGCGGCCAAUCUAGCAAGGCAACGAUACAGAGUCACUAAAGAUCCUUACUACUUGGCUGUUGAAGUUGCUGCUAAAUCACAGAGUGACAAUGUUGCAGACCGUAACGCUGGAAAGGUGGCAGUUGAGGCCAUGGUCAAGGACAAGACUAUUAUUACGGAUGUCGAUACUCUUGAUCUCUACGAGCUCGCUUGCCAUCGAGUAGACAUCAAGUACUCGGAAACGAUCGGUGCGUUGCGCGCAAGGCUAGUGAAAGCCAUUCCAAAGGAUCAGGCAUCUUGCAGCCGCUGCCUCGACGCUUGUGUUUGGAAUUCGGAUUGGAAAAAUGCUCAGCAGAUUGCAGCAUCAUUGCACAAGAAUUUUGGGAGCGAGCAUAAAUUUCUGUUUCGAUACAUACUGGCCACCCAUCAAUACGCUCUAUCAGAUGAUUGUCCCGAGAACAGCAGGAAGAUUUUUGGAUCUCUUGCGAGAGCUCAGGCUGAUAAGGCCUUUGACUUCCGUGUCAUGACUGCUGGUUCGGGUUAUUAUGUUUCUAGGGGUGCCAAUGAUGAAUCCGAAGGGUGGAUGUGGCUCAUUAUUCGUCUAACUCACUGCGAGCCAAAAGACAACGCGGAGUUGUUCAAGAAGCCUGAGUAUGGUCCUCUUGCGUUUCUCGAAGCUGGCCAUUUUGAGCCUUAUUGGAGCCUCAUGAACUACCUACAAGAUCUGCCUGCCUGGGAUUACGUCUUCCAGGUUGCGAAGCAGAUUCUAGAAGAAGCGACCCGGAUUUGUCAGAACGAGGCUUCCGCCAUUGAAGCGGACGAGAAUGUGAUCAGUUUGCGUGCACUGGCAAAGGAUGAAGCACAACAAAACUCAUCUACGGCGGAGUCGUCAGUUAAAAAGGACCUAGUUCGAGCUAUAGAAAAGGCUAGGCCUGGACGCAGCUUAAAGGAUCAUGCCUAUGUCAACGCAUGCUGCGAAUAUGAGUUACUAAUGAUCCUUUUUCGCGCAGCCAGCCUUCAGCCAGACCGCAAGCGGGCUUUCAAAAAGGUUCGCCAGUUAUGUGACAAGAUGGCUAAGGCUUUGGUGAGAGCCGAGUGCAUGAAACCCAUAUUCCAAAAAGCAUAUGAUCUUCUUGCGAUGUGUAUUCUUUUUGAGAGAGAUACACAGGCAGCGCUAGGCCGUGGCUCCUCUACACGGAUCAUCAACCUUACCAGUUACGUUAUCAAGCACUACCAGGACCCUCAGUGUUUGACCGAAGCUAUGUCCUUCUUCGGGACUUUAAGCAAGGCAGAGCUUGCUCUACUCCUAAAUUCUCUUCGUACCCGCGGCAUUAAGUGUGCCGACCAUUUCCAAGGCAUUAUGUUAAUGUCCAUCAGCUUGAGCAUGCGGUACUCAAUUGCAACGGAGGGUGGCUUGACAUGCGAGCUCUGUGAUAAUGCAUUAGAAGGAUCUGACUGUGUCUAUUGUCUUCGGUCAAUCGCGAUUAGUGCCCUUGAGGCUUAUAAGUCUGGCAUGGACGACGACAAUCUCACUCAAAAUAUACUGCCUAAACAAAGCGUGAAUCCACUUUCAGAUAUCGCAGUGGUUGGUGCUACAUGUCUCUUGAAGCUUGCAAGACUUGGACGUGGGCCUUCGCCGCAAGGAAAUAGUUCUCUGUUCAACGCAGACAUCCAAUUGUUCCUGCAAGCUGUCCUAUGGCUGGACUUCCACGCGAGCACCCCCUUGCCUAAAACCACGACACAUUCUCUAUUACUGGCCAAGCUAUACCUUCUGAUGGGAUGUGUGGCCCGUGCUAAGGCCCUUUGGGGUGGACUGGACAUAAAAAAUGCAUUGCUCGAUUCCUUAGGGUUGCUCUAUAUUGAUCGGUUGUCUUCCAUCGCCCCCGGAGUUUUCCUAUCGGGUCGCAGCUAUGACAAUCCCGUCGAACCUUUCAUGGUGCAUUUCACAAGAGGGCUGAGGAGCACUAUUCCUAAGAGGAUUAUGAAUUCUCUAGAAAUGGGAACUUAUCCGAGUAUUGGGUCGAUGAUACAGUUUGCUGAGAAGCAGACAGCAAGUUGUACAUUGGUGAUGGCCGUAAUAGAGGAACGGCGAGGCUUGCGGAUGAAAGCAGGCAAGAUCGAGACCUGUAUUGAUGACAACUGCCUUGUUCGAAACCUCUCGAUCGAGCAUGACCUCGUAGACAUUACUGACUACAAUGCCUAUGCUAUACCACGUCGCAAGAACACCGAGGAGUACGUGGGUGGAGAGAAGUCGAAGCCUAUACACGCUAUUGUAAACUAUGGACCUCUCCCAACGGGCACUCGCGCCCACCUUGGACUUCUAGCUGAACGCUUCCUCGAUUUUGUUUGUUAUGUGCAGCCGAAAGAGUAUAAGCCAUCAAAGGCCGGACAGAUCAUACAACUCGACUGGAAAUAUGCAGUCGCCGCUUCUUGUCACCUAGAAAAUAGCAUGAGGACCAUUCUAGGCGUUGCCGACUCGAAGCUUUCGGUAGAAGAGAAAGCCAAACUAUGUCGCCAACAAGAGGACCUCAAAGCAACACUCACUUCAGCGGAGAACUGGUAUCAUAGCAUCGUAUACAGACUCGCAAGCGCAGUGCAGAACAUCAUGGAACAUGCAAUUGUUUCAGCACCUACCAAUCAAAUUCGCGACCUUAUCCGCCAUAUCGUUACGGGGAUUGUGCAGACACUCGAGGGCCAGACCCAUGACUUCCUAGCCGUACCUAAUAACAUACAAUCCAAAAGAUCCGGGUUCCACGGCUUCGCGGCUUUACAUGCUAUGGGCAUGCUACGCGAAUCGAUCAUCGCCGUCAAGUACACGGCAAACUAUCUCACAGCCGCUGCCGAGAAGGCGAAGAACAUGGACAAGGGCCGUACUGCGGCUGACCUUGCAUGGCUGGCGCCUGAGAUCAAGAAGAUGACAGCAGCAGCAACCGAAUCAGAGAAUACGAUCAAGGCGCGCAUCAAGCUCCUUAAAAGCUAUCUCGACAACGUCAACGGUUGGAGGGAUCGCUUAUGCGAAUGGGCCUUGGACGACUCCCCCAAUCCAUACGACCAGAACAAGGACUUCAAAGUUGAGAUGACUGAGAAGCUUAAGGCCAUUGUGCCCAAAGCGAAAGCCGAGUUGUGGGGAGAUUCAGUUAGCGCAUCCUGGCAAGAUGUCAUGAGGGGAUGGGCCAACGUCAAGUUCGACUGAGUCUUCAUCACCUACUGAGCACCUGGCAUCCUAUUUCAUUCCCCAACACUGGAGGUUGCAAUAAUUACCUCUCCGAAUACGCAUUUCGAUUCUUGC